AACCCUCGAACCGAACUGCAAAAUUUUAGAAACAUUUUUCCAACUUUUCCCUCUCCUCACGAUUUCGCGUCGUUGUAUUCUCCCGCGGCGAGCGGCGAUCGGCACGGCGGCUGUUCCCUUGGUGUAAAGUCCGUUCACUGCCAGCAUCCAUUUACACUAGAUUAUCGGUCUGCUCGAACGAUUCGAGUAAAGAACUUGUAGGAAAGUGAAGUGAUAUUGAGGGAUUUUCUCAAUGGCAAAGAAUCAAUCUGUUUUGAUUAAAGAUACAGUAUAUAAAUUGCAACUUGCACUUUAUGAGGGCAUUAAAAAUGAGAAUCAGCUAUUUGCAGCUGGGUCUCUGAUGUCUCGGAGUGACUACGAAGAUGUGGUGACUGAGCGGUCUAUUGCAGACCUCUGUGGAUAUCCAUUAUGCCAUUCUAAUUUGCCAUCUGAUAACACUAGGAGAGGCCGGUACAGAAUUUCAUUGAAAGAACAUAAGGUGUAUGAUUUAGAAGAGACAUAUAAGUACUGCUCUUCCGCUUGCCUCAUUAACAGCCGUGCCUUUUCUGGGAGAUUGCAAGAUGAGAGAUGUUCGGUUAUGAACCCAGAUAAACUUAAAGAAAUUCUUAAGCUGUUUGAGAAUAUGAGUUUGGAUUCUAAGGAAAAUAUGGGGAAUAAUUGUGAUUCGGGACUUGAAAUUCAGGAGAAAAUAGAAAGCAAUAUUGGAGAAGUUCCCAUUGAAGAGUGGAUGGGUCCAUCAAAUGCAAUUGAAGGUUAUGUGCCGCACAGAGAUCAUAAGGUCAUGACUUUGCACAGCAAGGAUGGGAAAGAAUCCAAGGAUGGUUCUAAAGCUAAAAUUAAGCCAUUGGGUGGUGGAAAGGAUUUCUUCAGCGACUUCUCCAUCACAAGUACUAUAAUCACAGAUGAAGAGUAUAGUGUUUCAAAGAUAUCAUCUGGUUUGAAAGAGAUGGCUCUUGAUACUAAUUCAAAGAAUCAAACAGGAGAAUUCUGUGGUAAAGAAUCAAAUGACCAAUUUGCCAUUUUGGAAACCCCACAUGCUCCAGCUCCCCCAAAAAACAGUGUUGGACGGAAGGCAAGAGGAUCCAAAGAAAGAACUAAAGUAUCAGCCACCAAAGAAAGCACUGAUAAUUUGUCUGAUGCUCCUUCAACUUCAAAGAACCGCAGCACUAAUUUCAAUUUAAUGACAGAAGAACCAAGAGGUGGAUUCAAUGAUCUUAGUGGAACUGAGUUAAAAUCCUCCCUUAAAAAACCUGGCAAGAAAAACCUGUGUCGCUCUGUAACUUGGGCAGAUGAAAAGACUGAUGACGCCAGUAUUAUGAACCUUCCAGAGGUCGGAGAAAUGGGGAAGACAAAGGAAUGUUCCAGAACCACAAGCAAUUUGGUAAAUUUCGACAAUGAUAAUGAGGACAUACUACGGGUUGAAUCUGCUGAAGCCUGUGCAAUGGCACUGAGCCAGGCAGCCGAAGCAAUUACUUCUGGGCAAAGUGAGGUCUCUGAUGCAGUGUCUGAAGCUGGAAUUAUUAUAUUGCCACAUCCAAGUGACGCAAACGAAGAAGCAUCUACUGAUCCUGUCAAUGCAUCAGAACCACAUUCAUUUUCAGAGAAGUCAAACAAACUUGGGGUAUUACGUUCCGAUCUGUUUGAUCCCAGUGACUCUUGGUAUGAUGCGCCUCCAGAGGGUUUCAGCCUAACUUUAUCUUCUUUUGCAACCAUGUGGAUGGCAAUCUUUGCAUGGGUAACCUCAUCUUCCCUGGCCUACAUUUAUGGAAAAGAUGAUAAGUUCCAUGAGGAAUUUCUAUAUAUUGAUGGGAAGGAGUAUCCAAGUAAAAUUGUCUCUGCUGAUGGCCGAUCUUCUGAAAUCAAGCAAACACUUGCUGGAUGUCUAACACGGGCAAUACCUGGACUUGCUUCUGAACUUAAUCUAUCAACCCCAAUAUCACGUUUGGAGAAUGGGAUGGCGCACUUGUUAGACACCAUGACUUUCCUUGAUGCUCUUCCAGCAUUCAGAAUGAAGCAGUGGCAAGUAAUCGUUCUCUUAUUUAUAGAAGCUUUAUCUGUUUCCCGGAUUCCUUCACUUGCCUCCCACAUGUCAAGUAGUAGAAAUCUGUAUCAUAAGGUACUUGAUCGUGCUCAGAUACGAUCUGACGAAUACGAGAUUAUGAGAGAUCAUAUAUUACCUCUUGGUCGAACAGCUCAACUUUCAGAUGAGAAUGAUGCCUAAAAGAUUAGAACAAAAAUCUCCAACACAAUUAUCAUCACACUUGCGAACGGUUCAAAUUGAUGUCAAGUUCCUGGCAAAUUCGAUUCACAGUACAUAAUAGUCGGUAAUCAUACACACCACAUGCUGUUUCUACAUUUAGAUUCUCUUGGUAUUUCUUGUUGGGAGAAUUGAUCAUUCCAGACUAGGUAAACAUUUUCUUAAGAAUUGCUUAUAAACAGGUGUGGUGGCUGUUGUGCCAUUUGAGGUGAUUUUGUAUUAAGUUAUUUUGGAACAAUUUAGUUCUAAACAACAUAGUUAGGCUCUUUUUAUGUCUUUAGUGUUAAAAUAGUCAUUAUUAUGCUUAAAGAUGCCAAAAAAAUUUUGGAGUAGAA
Molecule: messenger RNA, 2592 nt
Organism: Cucumis sativus (cucumber)
Lineage: Eukaryota; Viridiplantae; Streptophyta; Magnoliopsida; Cucurbitales; Cucurbitaceae
Product: putative RNA polymerase II subunit B1 CTD phosphatase RPAP2 homolog
Exons: 8
Coding region: 233-2221 (662 amino acids)
Cellular component (GO): nucleus; cytoplasm
Molecular function (GO): RNA polymerase core enzyme binding; RNA polymerase II CTD heptapeptide repeat phosphatase activity
Source: RefSeq, a predicted model, not a curated record